Messenger RNA from Prorocentrum cordatum, 1239 nucleotides. The record is from the annotation of a GenBank genome assembly. NCBI's taxonomy places the organism in Eukaryota, Dinophyceae, Prorocentrales, Prorocentraceae.
CCAUCUGGCUCAAGCGCGAAACGCCAGCGUACGCGCCUCACUGGGCCAACUGUUCUUCGAAUUUGCCUUUCUGACGGCCACGAUGGCCCAGAAGGCGCCUGCCUGAGCGUGCUUGCUGAUCCCUCUCCUCGCCCACGGCGUCUUCGGCGCGACCGUGGCGGCGGAGGUCGACCCUCAGCAGGACACCGUACUCUUGCAGCUCGGCGCGGACGCCGCGAGCUUCGACCUCGCCCGCGUCAGUUCCCUGAAGGACGUGUCUACAGGGGCCUCCUUUUGGAGCCAGUUGGGGCAGGACAUCGAUGGCGAAGCCUCAGGCGAUCUCAGUGGCCAGUCGGUGUCGCUGAGCAGCGACGGCAGCCGCGUGGCCAUUGGAGCGAUGUACAGCGACGGUGCUGGGCAAGAUUAUGGUCACAUUCGCGUCUUCGGGCUCUCGGCCAGCAGUUGGAGCCAGGUGGGGCAGGACAUCGAUGGCGAAGCCUCAGGCGAUAUCAGUGGCCAGUCGGUGUCGCUGAGCAGCGACGGCAGCCCCGCGUGGCCAUUGGAGCGAUGUACAGCGACGGUGCUGGGCAAGAUUCUGGUCACAUUCGCGUCUUCGGGCUCUCGGGCAGCAGUUGGAGCCAGGUGGGGCAGGACAUCGAUGGCGAAGCCUCAGGCGAUAUCAGUACGGCAGCCGCGUGCCGCGUGGCCGUUGGAGCGAUCAUCAACGACGGUGUUGGAUCAAUUCUGGUCACGUUCGCGUCUUCGGGCUCUCGGGCAACAUUUUGGACCCAGUUGGGGCUGGACGUCGAUGGCGACGCCUCAGGCGAUUUCGGUGGCCAGUCGGUGUCGCUGAGCAGCGAAGGCAGCCGCGUGACCAUGGGAGCGCGAGCCACAAAGACGGUGCUGGGCAAGACUCUGGUCACGUUCGCGUCUUCGAGGCACCGACGCAGGUACCUUCGCCAGCGCCGACGCCCGCGCCCUCGACUUCGCCAGCGCCAGCGCCGACGCCCGCGCCGACGUCGGCACCGACCCUGGCACCGACGCAUGUAUCUCCGCCAGCGCCGACGCCCAUGCCAUCGCCUUCGCCAACGCCAGCACCGACGCCCGCGCCGACGUCGGCGACGCCAAGUCCGACGACAUGCCCGACGCCGAGCCCGACGCCGAGCCCGACGCCAAGUCCGACGACAAGCCCGACGCCGAGCCCGACGCCGAGCCCGACGCCAAGCUUCGACGCCAAGCCCGACGCCGAGCCCGACGCCG